UUCACUGUAGCCCACGUUACCAUGGCCACCCACUUAUCCAAGGAUCAGGAGGAGAGGAUCAAAUGUGUUAAGGGGGACCUUUUCUCCUGCCCCCAGACGGACGCACUGGCUCAUUGCAUCAGCGAGGACUGUCGCAUGGGCGCGGGCAUCGCUGUUCUCUUUAAGAAAAAGUUUGGAGGCGUACAAGAGCUGUUGGAUCAACAAAAGAAGACUGGGGAGGUGGCAGUUCUCCAAAGAGAGGACCGAUAUAUUUACUACCUGAUUACGAAGCAGAAAGUUUCUCACAAACCGACGUAUGAGAAUAUGCGAAAGAGUUUAGAAGCCAUGAAAGUUCACUGUCUGAAUAAUGGAGUUACUGACAUUUCCAUGCCCAAGAUUGGAUGUGGACUUGACCGCCUGGAGUGGGAUAAGGUCUCAGCAAUACUCGGGGAAGUGUUUGAAGACACUGAUAUAAAGAUCACAGUUUACACUCUGUGA
This is a messenger RNA of Mesitornis unicolor (brown roatelo), 477 nucleotides long. It is a transcript of the gene OARD1, whose product is annotated as O-acyl-ADP-ribose deacylase 1. Lineage: Eukaryota; Metazoa; Chordata; Aves; Mesitornithiformes; Mesitornithidae. The coding region runs from base 22 to 477 and encodes 151 amino acids. The transcript is spliced from 5 exons. Gene Ontology annotation, biological process: peptidyl-glutamate ADP-deribosylation. The record is from RefSeq and is a predicted model, not a curated record.